Tarenaya hassleriana is the source of this 942-nucleotide messenger RNA. RefSeq lists its product as uncharacterized. The record is from RefSeq and is a predicted model, not a curated record. The transcript has a single exon. The coding region runs from base 1 to 942 and encodes 313 amino acids. NCBI's taxonomy places the organism in Eukaryota, Viridiplantae, Streptophyta, Magnoliopsida, Brassicales, Cleomaceae.
AUGGAUACUUGCCAACUUGAUGUGAACAAUGCCUUUCUCCAAGGCUCACUUGAUGAAGAUAUCUACUUAGCCCAACCUCCAGGAUUUAUUGAUCGAGAUAGACCUACCUAUGUGUGCAAACUCUACAAAGUACUUUAUGGUCUUAAACAAGCUCAUCGGGCAUGGUACAAUGAGCUACGUCGGUUUCUCCUCAAGUCCGGGUUCGUCAAUUCACUCUCCGAUACAUCCUUAUUCAUCCUUAAUCGUGAUGGAGUAUGUAUCUAUUUGCUUGUCUACAUAGAUGACAUUAUCAUUAGCGGAGACUCCUCGAAAGCGGUUCAACAUUAUAUCGACUUGUUGGCUCGACGUUUUUCUAUCAGAGACCUCGGCCCCCGAUCAUUCUUUCUUGGUGUUGAAGUUACUCGAACAUCCGGUGGUCUUCUCCUCACCCAACGACGUUACAUAUCGGACAUUCUCUCUCGUCACUCAAUGGCGGAUGCCAAGCCCGUACCAACUCCCCUUGCUUCUACAUCGGAUCUUCGGCUUCACUCCGACAUUACACUUGACGAUCCGAGUGAGUAUCGUCAAGUCUUGGACAACCUUCAGUAUCUUCUUUUCACUCAUCCCGAUAUUGCAUAUGUUGUGAACAAACUCUCGCAAUACAUGCAUCGUCCAACAUCUGAUAAUUGGCAAGCAUUGAAGCGGGUUUUACGUUAUCUUGGCGACACUAGAUCACAUGGUAUUUUUCUCUCUCGAUCAUCCCCUCUUACUCUUCAUGCCUUCUCCGACACGGAUUGGAGAGGUGACCGAGAUGAUUUCACGUCAACCAGAGCACACAUUGUAUACCUCGGCCACAAUCCGGACUCUUGGUCCUCGAAGAAGCAGAGAUUUGCAGCAAAAUCCUCUAUACGGAAGCGGAAUACAAAUCUGUUUCAACCACGACUUCCGAGGUUCAAUGGUUAG